Molecule: messenger RNA, 2792 nt
Organism: Equus quagga
Lineage: Eukaryota; Metazoa; Chordata; Mammalia; Perissodactyla; Equidae
Gene: COMMD9
Product: COMM domain containing 9
Exons: 7
Coding region: 212-829 (205 amino acids)
Source: RefSeq, a predicted model, not a curated record
CGCGAGGAAGAUGGCCGCGCUGACGGCGGAGAACUUUGUAGCGCUCCAGAGCCUGCUGAAGGUUUUUUGUAGAUGCUCUUUAUCAAGUUGAGGAAGUUCCCCACUAUUCCUGUUUUUAUGAGAGUUUUCAUCAAGAAUGGAUGUUGAAUUUUGUCUGCUGCUUUUUAUGCAUUGAUUGACAUCAUGUGAUUUUCUUCUUGAGCCUAUUAAUAUGGUGGAUUACAUAGAUUUUUCAAAUAUUGAACCGGUCUGGCAUCCCUGGAAUAAACCCCACGGAGUGAUAGCCUCUUCGAAAGAUGUUGUCAGACAGCUGUGCCAAGAGAGCUUUUCCAGUUCAGCCCUUGGCUCGAAAAAACUCUUGGAUAUUACGUGUUCCAGCUUGUCUGUGACCCAGGAGGAGGCCGAGCAGCUGCUCCAGGCUCUGCACCGCCUCACCAGGCUGGCGGCCUUCCACGACCUGUCCUCGGCCGAGGCGAUUCUGGCUCUCUUUCCUGAGAAUUUCCACCAAAACCUCAAAAACCUGCUGACGAAAAUCAUCCUGGAACACGUAUCUCCUUGGAGAAGUGAGGCCCAAGCAAAUCAGAUCUCUCUGCCACGCCUGGUCGACCUGGACUGGAGAAUGGAUGUCAAAACCGCUUCAGACAGCAUCAGCCGCAUGGCCGUGCCCACCUGCCUGCUCCAGAUGAAGAUCCAGGAAGAUCCCAGUGUGUGUGGAGACGGGCCCUCUGUCUCAGCAGUCACCAUGGAGCUGAGUAAGGAAACGCUGGACACCAUGUUAGAUGGGCUGGGCCGCAUCCGAGACCAGCUCUCUGCCGUGGCCAACAAAUGACAGCCAGCUGCUGGCCCAGCCCAGGCCCCUGCUCGGCCUCGAGGAAGCACUCAGGGCCGCAGCUGCCCUGGGAGCAGGCAGGGCAGUGGGGACAGAGGCAGGCUGCCAUCAGGAAGGCACAGCUGGAUCAGAAGGGAGCAGCCGUGCCCAUGCCAUUCUCCCACUGCUUCUCUUUCUCUUUCUGAGGCUGCUGAGCAGAAGCCUCCGUCUCUGACCGGCUCCUGUGUGCGACUCUGCCCGCGGGGCAGCCGAGGGGACAUUUGCUUCUUCAGCCGCCUCUGUGUGGCUGAUGGAAAGUUCAGGCCCGAACUGUGGAGCUGGUCUAAUAAGUUCCCUUCCAGCGGUGGCUCUGAUGGGGCCAUUUCCACGCCUGGGACACAGCCGGGAGUCAGGUGGGUGACACCAGCAGUUCCCGCCUCUCUGCCAGAGGAGCCAGGCAGACCCCACAGAGCAGGGCCAUCACAAUGUGGCCCCCUGCUGAAGUCUGGUGCCUUCCCGAGCUCCCUGGGCCCGCUGGACCACCUUCCAGCGUCGGGGUCUGACGUGGGUGCUGAGGCCCCUCGUGAAGCCAGCGGCCCCUUCCGUGAUUGACGGCAGCCGCUCCGGGGUGAGGAAGUGGGAGGGAUUGGAAAUAAAUAGCAGUUCCACAAGGUCGUGAUUCUGCUCAGGGCUCUGGUAGCUUCUGUCCUCAGCCUGAGGUGCUGCCGCUUGUUCGUAAAGGUGACCCCAGCUCCCUAACUCGCAGCUAAGCCUGUGAGCAAGGUGUGACCUGACACCGGGCAUCGACUCUCACUGCUUUCCGAGUGUCUGUCACCUAGAGCGAAAGAAAGCAAGGUGGACAGUCGGGGUGUGCCUGUUACAAGAGCUGUGAUGGAAGCACACCUCAGGGUUUAACCCGACGAGGUCAUCUCUGUCACGUGCCUGGCGCGUUGUCGGGACUCAGUGUGUCGGGGUCUCCCCGUCCAGGUCACUCUGUUUGGGCGGCUUCCCGGGUGGUGUGUGCAGAGGGCUGGGGGCGGGCGCCCCUGCUCCAUGGGAAGGCGCUUGGCCUCUCGGCCUUGGUUCCCCCCAGUUUUUUUAAUUAAAUGGGGUGGUAACAGUAUCUGCUCUGUGGGGCUUUUGUGAAGAUGAAAGGACAUAGCGUCUCUAAGAGCACUUAGCACUGUGAGGGCACACAGGAAGGGCCCGGUGACGUUAGCUCCGAGCGCCAAUGGCAGCAAUGCAGAGAGCUCUGUGCAUCUACUGCUCGUCCACCAUCAGAGGGUUGGUGCGACAGUGACUGUUAUCCUCCCUUUGUCCUUGAAGAAAUCAGCUCUUUGAGGUCAAGUCACCUGCUGGGAAGUGGCCUCAUUAGGACUUUGGCCCAGAUUUCUAGCUUUCUCUCUAACACACAGGACUCUGCAAGGGACACGGAGCCUGUGACUUUAGCUCCAUUUGGAAAACCCUGGAACCGAAGUAGAGAUGAGAAAAUUUACUCCUGAGACACUAGGAAAGUGCUCCUCUCUAUCUGCUCUCACAGAAGCUGAGCUGCCUUCUGCAAGAUGGCGGUUCUGAAUCCUUCGGGGCUGUAGGCACUGGGAAUCUGCUGGAAGCUGUGCAUCCUUCCUGUGGGAAGUGAGCGUUCCGCUUUUUACCUUCAGUGACAAGUUCGUGGACCCUGGAAGCCAGCCCGCUUCUUCCAGGUCGAGAGCCCCUGCUCCCCGCCUCAGGUUGUGUUCAGCCUUGUCGUGAGUUCGUCCCCUGUCUGCUCUCCUCCCUCUCGCUGGGACCGCAGACCAAGAUGUCCAGUCCCUGUCCUCUGGGCCUCCGUAAGAGUGACUGGAAGCAGGGAGCCCCGCAUGGGGCUCUGCACAGUCAGAGCUCCUCCAGCCGGCUCCCCUGAGCAGGACCUCUGCGGGCAUGGCUUACAGAGGGUGUUCCAUAACUACGGGGAAGUUCAGUAAACGUCUGCUGCCCUCCCCUC